Messenger RNA from Rotaria sp. Silwood2, 363 nucleotides. Lineage: Eukaryota; Metazoa; Rotifera; Eurotatoria; Philodinida; Philodinidae. The record is from the annotation of a GenBank genome assembly.
AUGAAUAUUAACUUGCGUGAUGUUAUAUGUACUUCUCGGGAUGGUGAUCGGUUUUGGAAAAUUCCUGAAUGUUAUAUACGUGGUAAUACUAUAAAAUAUCUUCGAUUACCAGAAGAUAUUCUUGGACUCGUCAAAGAAGAUGCCAAUGAGAAGUCAACACGUUCAGGACCAGCAACACGACGACCAUUUCGUGGUCGUGGCGAUGGUGGACGUGGAGGACCUGGUGGUCGAUCUGGAGGUGGUGGUGAAUAUCGUAAUAACUAUAGAGGUAGUGGUGGUGGAGGUCGUGGUGGACAUCAAGGAUCUCGUGGUGGUGGCCGUGGUGGUGGCCAACAAGGUGGUCAACUCCGUCAAGGACGAUAA